Molecule: messenger RNA, 548 nt
Organism: Apus apus (common swift)
Lineage: Eukaryota; Metazoa; Chordata; Aves; Apodiformes; Apodidae
Product: olfactory receptor 14J1-like
Exons: 1
Biological process (GO): G protein-coupled receptor signaling pathway
Cellular component (GO): membrane
Molecular function (GO): G protein-coupled receptor activity; olfactory receptor activity
Source: RefSeq, a predicted model, not a curated record
CACCUCCACACCCCCAUGUACUUCUUCCUCCUCAACCUCUCCCUCACUGACCUAGGAUCCAUCUCCACCAUUCUCCCCAAAUCCAUGGCCAGUUCCCUCUGGGACACCAGGGUAAACUGCUACACAAGGUGUGCUACCCAGUUUUUUCUGUUUGUCUUUUUCAUGUCAGCAGAGUUUUAUCUUCUGACCACCAUGUCCUAUGACUGCUACGUGGCCAUCUGCAGACCCCUGCACUUCAGGACCCUCCUGGGCAGCAGAGCUUGUGUCCACAUGGCAGCAGCUGCCUGGGCCACCGGGUUUCUCUAUGCUCUGCUACACACAGCCAACACAUUUUCACUGCCCCUCUGCCAGGGGAAUGCCGUGGGCCAGUUUUUCUGUGAAAUCCCCCUGAUCCUCAAGCUCUCCUGCUCACACUCCUACCUCAGGGAAGUUGGGCUUUUUGUGGUUAGUGCCUGUGUAGCUUUUGGCUGUUUUGUCUUCAUUGUGGUGUCCUAUGUGGAGAUCUUCAGGGCCGUGCUGAGAAUUCCUUCUGAGCAUCACUCUGGAUG